Messenger RNA from Solea senegalensis (Senegalese sole), 3022 nucleotides. RefSeq names its product inactive all-trans-retinol 13,14-reductase-like. Gene Ontology annotation, molecular function: oxidoreductase activity. The transcript is spliced from 12 exons. The coding region runs from base 452 to 2287 and encodes 611 amino acids. Lineage: Eukaryota; Metazoa; Chordata; Actinopteri; Pleuronectiformes; Soleidae. The record is from RefSeq and is a predicted model, not a curated record.
UUCACAUCCCAAAGCCAUGGAGCCAUGGAGCCAUGAAGCCAUGAAGCCCACAGACUGUAGCGGAGCCUGGUCCAUGUCGUCAACAGCAUCUUUGUUGGCUGUGAUGCAGUGGAACCAUGGUGACUUCAGAUCUGAUAAAAUAGUUCUGAUCAAAAUCUCAUCCUGAGGGCAAUUCAAUAACAGGCGUUGGAAAAUGAGAGUCUAAUGAGACCAGGUCUCUGUUGGUCUCUGCCAGUCUCAUGACCUUGGCGUGGAGAAUGCGUUUACUGCUCCAAUCUUUGGGAAAUCACAAACGCUGAAUGGUCAUGUGUUGGACGUCAGUGUCUAACCUUCAAACUGUAUUCUCCUUUUCAAUCACUCUUCCUCGCUGCUCUGUCUGGAGGACAGCUUUCUUCCUUCUUGUCUUAUCUCCUUCUUCUCUCUCUCUUCUCACUGUUGUAUAGUUAGUGCAAUGCUCUCCUCUGCUAUGUGGUGGCUGCUGGGUUUGUUGAGCUGCGUGCUGCUGGUGGCCGUCGUCUUCUUCCUGACCAGUCGACGUUACAAGGUAUUUAGCGAGCGGUGCCUGCGGCCUCCGGGGCCCUUGGUCAUCGACAGCAAACAGAGGGAUGAGCGGCUGAAGAAAGGUUUCCGUUCAGACCGCGUUCCCCCGGCUCUGGAUGCCGUGGUGAUUGGCAGUGGUGUGGGAGGUUUGACGGCAGCGGCGCUUUUGGCCAAAGCUGGAAAGAAGGUUUUAGUUCUGGAGCAACAUGAUCAGGCUGGAGGCUGCACGCACACCUUCCAGAAUAAGGGAUUUGAGUUUGACGUGGGUAUCCAUUACCUGGGCCAGCUUCAUGAGAACAGUCUGCUCAGGAUCACUCUGGAUCAGAUCACAGAUGGACAGCUGCAGUUUGCACGACUGGGGAAACACUUUGACACGCUGAUCCUGGGUCAGGCUGACCAGCGCAGGGAGUAUCACAUCCACGCAGGGAAGACAGAGAUGGCAGCGAGCUUAAAGAAGCAGUUUCCAGGAGAGGAGAAGGCCAUUGAUGAGUUCAUGAGAUUAAUGAAGCUAGCUUCACAGAGGACAGCACUUAUCGCCAUUUUGAAGAUGAUUCCCUACUGGCUGGUUAUCUUCUUGGUCCGUACAGGCCUGUUAGCACACAUCUCAUCAGUGUUCCGCCUGGCGACAACCAGUCAUUCAGAAUUAAUGUCCCGCCUCACGCAGAACAAGGACCUGCAGGCGCUGUCUGCCUACCUGUUCUAUGGUGUCCCUCCUAAAGAGUCCAGCUUCCUCAUCAACGCUCUCCUCCUUCACCACUACAAACGUGGGGCAUAUUACCCAAGAGGGGGCGCCAGUGAGAUUGCCUUCCACAUCAUCCCCGUCAUACAGCAAGCAGGGGGUGCAGUGCUGGUCCGAGCGCCAGUACAACGCAUCCUGCUCAACCAGCAAGGGAAGACCUACGGUGUGACCGUGUUAAAAGGCCAAGAAGAGAUCGAGGUCCGUGCCCCUGUUGUCAUCUCCAACGCUGGCAUCUUCAACACCUACCAGAAGUUUCUUCCUCAGCAUGUGCAAGAAAAACCAGAGAUGCAGUCACUGUUGGGGAGGGUACGUCACGGUAUGGGUUCCUUCUUGGUCUUUGUGGGUCUGGAUGGAACCAAAGAGGAGCUUGGCAUCGUCUCCACCAACUUCUGGAUGUAUAAAGACAAUGACCUGGAUUCACUGAUGGAGCGAUACUCUUCCUUGACCAGAGAUCAGGUCUUAGGGAACAUUCCCAUGAUGUUCAUCACCUUUCCAUCUGCUAAAGAUCCCACAGCCAACAUCAGACACCCAGGUAAAUCUUGUAUGACUUUACUAACCAUGGCUCGCUAUGAGUGGUUUGAGGAAUGGGAGGGGACGAAGCUUGGCAGAAGGGGACAGGACUACCUGGACAUGAAAAACAGCAUGGCCCAGGAGCUGCUGGACUGGGCACUAACCAUUUUCCCACAACUUCGAGACAAGGUGGUGAUGGUGGACGCUGCCACCCCUCUGACAAAUGUCCACUAUUUGGGAGCUCCAAGAGGCGAGAUGUACGGCGCCGAGCAUAACCUGGAGCGCUUCACCCCAGAAACGGUUGCCAAGACGCGAGCGCAGACACCGGUCGACGGAUUGUACCUCACAGGUCAGGAUGUGUUCUGUAACGGCCUGGCUGGAGCCGUGCAUGGAGGACUGCUCUGCGCUUCUGCUGUCCUCAAUCAGAUCCUGUACAUCGACCUCCUGGCCAUGAAGAACCAGCUGAAGCGCCAACACACCAAUGAUAAGCUGUUCUAGCAGCGACGCGGCUGCUGUGCGUGUGCGUGUACGUGUGCGUGUGCGUGUAACCCACCAUCUUUCAUGCACUGUAAAGUCAGCCAUCCAGACACUAGCUGAAGCCGCUCUCAUGGAGCAAAUAAAUCUAUUAGAAUUUAAAAUGAUUGACAAAUUAAUUCAGGCUGAAAUGAUUCCUCAAACAAAUUAGGAUCUUGAUUUUUAGUAUGACAGGUGUAGUUUAUUAAAGAUUAUUGUUUCACUAAGUAUGACUGUGCUUUAGGAGAAUAUAAAAAUAUAGACAAAGUGAGGGUAGGGUGAGUAUUUUGGGGGAACUUCACAAAGGUGGACACAUGCAUGACACACUUCAAAUGGACAAAAGUAUCAACAAUCUUACAUGAAAAAGGACUCUCACUCCAGCUGAGUGAAGUUCCACUGAUUACUGUGUGAGGUGUGAAUACAGCAACUGUCUUCAGGGCAGGGACCGGCUCUGAGUCAGGGAGAAAAUGAACGUGUGAAAGUGUGGAGAACGUGAUUUAAAGAUGGAGAAACAUGAUGAAAUGACCAAAGACCAGAAAACAUUGGUGAAGAAUUAUAAUAUAAACCUAAGAAAACCAAACUAGAACUAACGACUGCUUUUAAAUCAGCUUCUGAGGGAAGAAAGUACCAACAUUUGUUGAUUAGAAAUGGAGAUGGUGUGAAAAGAGAAAUGGAAAUCAAGUGAUUUGGUUCAAACUGUCAUUAAAUGGUGGAAACUGA